Messenger RNA from Sipha flava (yellow sugarcane aphid), 2594 nucleotides. RefSeq names its product tetratricopeptide repeat protein 27. The coding region runs from base 144 to 2594 and encodes 816 amino acids. The transcript has 17 exons. Gene Ontology annotation, molecular function: protein binding. NCBI's taxonomy places the organism in Eukaryota, Metazoa, Arthropoda, Insecta, Hemiptera, Aphididae. The record is from RefSeq and is a predicted model, not a curated record.
UUCUACAUCUAUUGAUACUUGAAGGCAUGUUUUUUUAAAUUUUAUUGUUUUGAAAUUUUCAAUUCGAUUUCGUUCACUUAGCACCGUGUAUUGUUUCUCAAUUGUUAUAUUGCCAAAUUUGUUGAAGUUUGUCGCUCGCCAUUAUGAAAAAUACAUCCGUUGACUCAGAAAAGUGUCUGAUUUUUGGAAAUACUCAAACAAAUGCGUAUAAUGAAAUAAUUAAUUCUGGCACCUUAUCAAAAGACAAGAAAAAUGUUUUUAAGGGCAACUAUGUCGACAUUUUACAAAAUGAUUUGUUUGUGCGUCUAUAUAACGAGUUUGAGCAUUUGAACAGAUCAAAUUUUAAUUCCAAUAUUUUGGAACAUAUAAGUGAUUUUUUAAACUUGAAUCCACUUGAAAGUGAUACAAUUUUUACCAUUGGCAUAGCUUGUUAUCAGUUAUUCUUACAAGCAAAUUGGACAGGACCUUUAUUAAAAUUGGAGUUGAAGAGUUGGGGUUCAAGUACUGAAGUAGUGGAAAAUUUAGUCAGCGAUUUGGAUUGUGUAUCUAAAAAAGUAUUAUAUCCUGAACUAUUAGUGUUCUCUUAUGCAGUUUUUAAUAGUGAUAAAAUCAAUAUUUCUACACGUAUAUGGUGGCAAAUACGAAUGCUCUCAACAUUACAGUCGUUAUUAAAUGAACUGUCGAAUGACAUUAAAAACAUGUUUGAAGAAGCUUUUGAAAAAAUAGAUAGAUUCAUUUGGGAAACCAAUGAAGAAGAAGCUUUGUAUAGGUUAGAACAAAGUAAAAUUUAUCUUUCUCACUAUGGCAAUGUUACAAAAGCCUCUAAUUAUUUGAACACAGCAAUGAAAUUAUUAGGAUUAGAGCAUUCACUUGUAGGUGCAUUGGGGAAAAGAACAAAGUUUCAAGUUAAAGAACUUGCCCAACUAACUCUAAAUGUAAAUUCACUUAAAACAGAAAAUAAUGAAAAUCUAUUGACUACGUAUGAGUGUAAUAAUUUACCUGAUGACUGUGUACUAGAUGAUGAAAACCGUCUACCAGAUAUAAAAUUUUCUGAAGAAAGUGCUGGUACAUUUCCCAAAUUAAACAGUCUUCAACAAGCAGCCAUCUUAAAUUCACUCAUGUUAGAGUUAAAGAGUAAACCCAAAGAUGAUCUUCAGUUUGAAGAAUUGCAACCGUUUAUAAGAUGUUUGGUAUCACAAAAGUCUGUGUGGAGUAUACAUGUUUCAGCCUUACUCCAACGUUCUUUGCUUGAAAAGGAUAGUCGAAGAUCAGUUGAACGGGCCAUGCAGCAAAUAGAAAGCUUAGUGACCAGUUUAGAAAUUUCAUGUCCACUUAAUGUAGAAAGAUUAUAUUUGUUUCAUUGUUCUUAUGUAUCACCUUCUUGGCAACUCAAAGCAAAUUUAGGUUACAUAAUGUUAUCAAUUGGUGCAAUUCAAAGUGCAUUAGAUUGGUUUUUGGCUAUAGACAUGUGGGAAGAAUGUGUUGCCUGUUAUAAUACUCAAGGCCACAGACAUAAGGCUGCUGAAAUUCUUGAAAAUGAAUUAAAAUCAUCAAAUCUUACGAUAGCAAAACAUAUUUUAAUUUUAUGUUUGCUUGGAGAUGCUACUGAUAAUAAAUCACUCUAUGAAGAAGCAUGGAAGUUGUCAGGUUGUCGAAGUAGUAGAGCACAAAAACAUUGGGCAUUUUAUUAUUACGCAAGAAAAGAAUAUAAAGAUAGUAUAGAUCACUUCAAGAAUUCUCUUAAAAUAAAUUCUUUGCAAGAAAAUCUAUGGUUUAGACUUGGUUUUGCAUGUAUGGUAGAAGAGAGAUGGUCAGAAGCUGCAGAAGCAUAUAGAAGAUAUUGUGACUUGGAGAGUGAUUGUUUUGAAGCAUGGAACAACUUAGCAAAAUGCUACAUUAAAAGUGAUCAAAAAUCAAGAGCUUAUUAUGCAUUAAAAGAAGCCAUCAAAUGUAACUAUGAAAAUUGGAUGGUUUGGGAUAAUUUAAUGGUUGUUAGUGUGGACUGUGGAUGUUUUGAAGAGGCAAUUAAAUGCUACCAUAGAUUAUUGGACUUAAGAAGUAAACAUGUUGAUUUUGAAGUUUUGAGCAUUUUAGUUCAAGCUGUACAAAAAAAUGUUAAAGAUGAAAAUGGUAGACCUGCAAUGGAGCAUAGGAAAAGUUUAUUGCAACUUUUCGGAAGACUUACAUCACAAGUACAAAAUGAAGGAGAAAUUUGGAAAUUGUAUGGUCAUCUUGAAGCAGCUGUACCAACAUUGAGCAAAGAAUCUGCUGAUAAAGUUUUGCACCACUUACAAUAUGCCCAUCGUUUCAUCACACAAGGCAAUAAAUGGGCACAAGAAAAAAAUUCUUGUUUGACUGUCAUAGAGUUGUCAAUAGAACUAGCUGAAGCUUAUAUUGGUUGUAGUAACAUGGUAGAAAAUAAUAAUGAUCAAAAAAAGCGAUUUCUUUCAUCUUCUAAACUUAUGUUGGUGUCUGCAAUUUCACAAAUUGAAAAAGAAAAAGAAUUAAUCGAAAAUCCAGAAAUAAGUGAAGGACUUCAAAAAAUUAAAACUAUUUUGAACCAAAUUAAACAUCAACUUUCUUUAGUAAUAUAA